UGCUGUAAGAGCUCGGUUCUGGAUCAAUUAGCGCACCUCUGUCGUCUGGCGCUAAUUUUCUUGGACAGGCCGGUUGGUGUCAGAUCAGUUGACUUCUGGGUACGUCGGGAUGAGGUGCGUUACUUUGGUACUCCUUUAUCUCCACACCGUCUGGGCGGCUUUGAGAAAUCAAACGGAAUUGUCCGACAAAUCUGUAGCCCUACAGGAUGUCCUGCUGUCGCGGCGAGUGCGAGGACUUGUCUUCCCAGACAAGGCCUCGCUUUUGUUGACUGCUGCCUUAACCAAGAUCAUCGUGGGCGGAAGACCAAGUGGCCUACAAUAUAGUCUGGAAUUUGAUAUGUAUAUCCCUUUACCGGAUACAGUCGAAGGUUGGCAGCCGAAGAUACUGAAACGCCUCAGACCUAAACCAUCUACCCAGCGACGUUGGGAUUGGUAUGACAAUCAAGGAUGGGCUAAAUAUACAGAUAUAACGCACACACCGAUACACAGAACUGUGCCGUAUUCCAGUUCCCAUCUCGAUGCGAAUUCGUUUUAUCAAACUCCCUGGCACUUGUCCACUACCACACCAUGGAAAAUGCAUCGACAGGCUCAAUACGAUGAGGAGGCCUAUGAGUCCUGGUCGCAUGUUCCCAAUUGGAAGUUACAUCGCGGCUAUAGAGAACGUAGAGCGAUAUUCGACCAACUCGAGGACAUGGGAAGAGUUUUCCAGUUGGACAUCAGAAGCUGCAUAAAGCGAGCCAUGUGUGAAUUGAGGUCACGGCUUAAUGGAGGCUUCCUAAUGGAGGAUCUUGUGCGGAUUAUACUGACGGUGCCCGAUGAGGUGACAGAUGGAAAGUACAGGCACCGCAUGGAUAUCAGGGACUGUGCCCAUUUCUAUGCCCUUAGCUGCCCAUACAGAGUUCUGGAUUUCCUCACACAGAACAUGAAUAAAUACAGAACCCAGUAGCCU
This is a messenger RNA of Drosophila persimilis, 949 nucleotides long. RefSeq lists its product as uncharacterized. The record is from RefSeq and is a predicted model, not a curated record. The coding region runs from base 110 to 946 and encodes 278 amino acids. The transcript is spliced from 4 exons. Lineage: Eukaryota; Metazoa; Arthropoda; Insecta; Diptera; Drosophilidae.